Messenger RNA from Dictyostelium discoideum AX4, 948 nucleotides. RefSeq names its product FAM49 family protein (gene fam49). The coding region runs from base 1 to 948 and encodes 315 amino acids. NCBI's taxonomy places the organism in Eukaryota, Evosea, Eumycetozoa, Dictyosteliales, Dictyosteliaceae. The transcript is spliced from 6 exons. The record is from RefSeq and is a predicted model, not a curated record.
AUGGGUCAAUUACUUAGUUUUAUCAAUGGAAAUGAUCACACUGAACAAAUUUUCAUAGAUUUCGAACAUGCUCAACCAUCAGACGACGAAAGAGAACUUCAUAAAACAGUUAAUGAAGUUUUAAUUAGAGGUCCAGCUAUCAUCGAUAAACUUUUAGCCUAUGCAGGUUGUAAUGAAUUCAUUAGAAGAGCAAUUACCAAUCCAGGUCCAGAAACUGAAGAUGCUGCAUGGGAAGCUGUACUCCCAUCAGUUGAUCAACUCCAAGAAUUCUACGAUUUCUCUUUAGAAUUGGAAACUUGUUUCCCAAAACUUUUAGUUGCUCUUUGUAAAAACGAUCCAAAAGCAUCUUUAUCAAACCAACAAGCCCUCGCUAAGCAACUUGCCGAUAUCUUUGAUUUUGUUUUGAAAUUCGAUGACGCAAAGAUGGUUAACCCAGCAAUUCAAAACGAUUUCUCAUAUUAUCGUCGUACUCUUAACAGAAUGAAAUUAACCAAAAAGGAUGCAAACAUUAAAAUUCGUGAUGAAUUAGCAAAUAGAAUGUCAUUAUUCUUUGCUUAUCCAACUCCAAUGAUGAAAGUUCUUUCCGAAACUACUGUUAAAUUCCUUUCACAAGAUACAACUGUACCAAGAGAUAAUGUUACUACCGCUUUAGCAACAAUGGCAAAUGUUUGUCACGAUAUGGUUGAGAAAAAGAAAUUCACACAAGAUGAUCUCAAUAUGUUUUGUUUAAGAGCUAUGGUUGGUUCAAUUAUUUUAUUCGAUCAUAUUCACCCACAAGGUGCUUUUGUAAAGAAAUCUCCAGUUAAUAUUAAACCAUGCAUUGUUACACUUAAAGAUUCCAAUACUCAAUCAUCCCCAGGUUUAUUAAAUGCUUUAAGAUUUACAACUAUCCAUUUAAACGACGUAGAUACACCAGGUGCCAUUAAACAAUUGUUAUUACUUGAUUAA